Linum trigynum is the source of this 2056-nucleotide messenger RNA. Lineage: Eukaryota; Viridiplantae; Streptophyta; Magnoliopsida; Malpighiales; Linaceae. The record is from the annotation of a GenBank genome assembly.
ACUUAUCCUGACAAUGAAUUAAUUUUGAAAAUAUGUGACUCUGGUCAGUGCCUCUCCGAUGUUUACGUCACACAAAAUAAUAUAAUCACUAAAAUAGUAAAGUAAUAUACAAAUACAACCAAAGUAAAAAAGAAAAAUUCACCAUAGGGACUUAGGAAGGACGUUCUCAAAUGAUGACGUGACCACCAUCCCACUUCUUCUUCUUCUUCCCCACUCUUUCUGCUUUUCCUCUCCGCCCUCCGUCCAAAACAUCCUCCCCCACACUUCCCAUCAAUCACAAUCUCCCACCUUCCUUCCCUCACCUUUUGGGCCACGCCCAGACGCCGUCGUCUUACAACGCCGGUAAAGCUCGCCGCUGACACCUUCCUUCACCGCAGCCCGUCUCAUUUCAUCUCGCGCCAAACCCACCACCAGGCCAUUCAUCUUACCCGGGGGGCCACAAACACUCCCUUUCCACUCUCCUCGUCAUCUCCCAAUAUCGCCCGGCCCAAAAAGAUGAUAAAUUUGUCAAAUGGUUAGUUACCCAUCACCAAUUUCUUCCCCAAAUUUGGCAUCUUUGUGCGGGAUUGCCUGACGGGUCGCUGUUGGAUUUUUUUUUUAAUCGAUUCGGAGGUAGUGGGGUUCGGUAAUAAAAACGAUUGAUUGAACCCUGGAAUUUAUCGGUGGUGGGAAUCGGAAUCGAAGGUUAAUAAUCGUUUGUGAAUGAUUCACAAUUGGGUUCGGUAGAAUUUUGUCUACUUUUGGAUUGUUUAGGUUCGUGUUUCCAGUUUUGGUGGUAGUUAAUUUACCAUGGGGAAUGUGAAUGGGAGAGAGGAAGAUGGGGAAGGCGGUGGAGGUGGAGGAGAGGAGGAGAAAGAAAGGAGGAAUGGUGGCGGCGCAUUGGGUAGCUCCGGGGUUUGUGAUGCGGUUGACGAACAAGGACGGCGAGGUGGGCGCCGCGGGAGUGGGGUAAUGGUUGUUCCUCAUGUCAGCCACCAUGGCGGCGGCGUUUACCGGCCACCGCAUCCAGAAUUAAUGGGCCAUUCUCCUCCUCACAGUCCCAGAGCUAGCCACUCGCCUCUCAUGUUCACUCCACAGGUCCCGGUGUUGCCGUUGCAGAGGCCCGAUGAGGCUCAACUACCAAACCAAUUGUGGAUGCAGAGUUCUGCUAGUUAUGAGGAACCGUUCCACGAGCAAGGGAUUCCGACGAUGAUUACUUGGAGCUACGGUGGUAAAGAUGUAGCCGUGGAAGGUUCAUGGGACAAUUGGAAAGCAAGAAUUCGGCUGCAGAAAGCCGGUAAGGACUUCACAAUAAUGAAGGUGCUGCCUUCUGGAGUUUACCAGUAUCGUUUUAUCGUGGAUGGGCAGUGGAGACAUACCCCUGACUUGCCCUGGACCCAAGAUGAUGCUGGAAAUGCCUACAACAUUUUGGAUCUGCAGGACUAUGUUCCAGAAGACCUGGAAAGCAUAUCGAGCUUCGAACCUCCUCAGUCUCCAGAGGCGAGCUACAACAAUUCUCAUUUGGGAAAUGAAGAUUUUUCAAAGGAGCCACCAUUUGUUCCACCGCACUUACAGAUGACGCUGCUCAACCUACCCUCGACUUACAUGGAGAUCCCGUCGAGACCUCAACAUGUUGUACUCAACCACCUCUACAUGCAGAAGGGGAGGAACAGCCCUGCAGUUGUUGCACUCGGUUCCACCCAUCGGUUUGUAGCUAAGUAUGUUACAGUGGUGCUCUACAAAUCUUUGCAGAGGUAAAAAAAUAUAUAUAUAUAGCUGGAGAGAAUUUACAAUCCCCCGGUCAAAAAUUGUAGUUUUUACUAGUAUAUAUACAAAGUUAUUCAAGAGGGUAAACAGAACUAAUGCCCAACUCUAAUAGCUCAUUUUAUAAAGUGAGCUUUAGGAUUAUGGAGAGGAUGUGGAGUGAGGAGUCCUCCUUACAUUUGUAGUCACCAUAAUGCAAACUGCUUCCUUUGUAACCCCUCCUAACCAAAGCUCGAGUCUUUCUGCCUUAUUUUGUUCCUACUGUUGUUCAAUCUUUGGGUAGUCCUGAAAGGAAUGAACUUUAGCUCAAAUU